AUGAUACGGCAAAGCUCCAAACCCGCCGGGGAACAGCAACCGCGCGGGGUUGCCCAGAAGCCCAAGGCGUCCAAACCCUGUUGGAUAUCGGGGACCGCAGCGGAGGAGCCCACUGGCGACUCGGACAGCUCAGAUAUGAGGGAGGGGUUUUCAGACCCCUUGCAGAAAGAACCGGUCGAGGUCUUGGCAGCCGUCCGCGGGGAGCUCAGCAGCAGGGCCCGCUGCUGCAGCGCUGCUUGGAGUUCUGGGACGUGCAUUGAGUCGAGGACCCCGCGUCCUCCUCCAUCUCCGAAGACUGACGUUCUCGCAGCCGUCAUGGAAGCGACGGCAACCGCAGCCACCCGGGUCGCUCCCCCUUCCGCCGCUGUGACAGCCCCCAGGGGUGCCGCGGCAACUAAACAGGCCACUAGGCCGUCAUCGGCAGAUACGCAUGUAGAAGGAAACCUCGAAAUAUCCCCAAUCAAUUGGGAUUACCAUAACGAGUUCAUACCAGAUGCGUCGGUCGCCGGCGCGUGGGACUUCAACCACCUCAGCGAUGAGGUCGUGGAAGCUGACUUCACAGACGCUGCGACCUACCGCCUCAUAGUCAGCAGCUUGCCGACGUGCAGCAAUAAUAUCAAGCAGCUGCGCGCUUUCCGCGACAACGUGACGCGCAAGCUUGCACCGACGAUCGCUCGCGCGAUGGCAAGCCCAUCACCGGAGGGCAUCCUUCUGCCAGCCGAGAAGGCGAACGGCGCACGACCCACCAUCGUCAGGAUCCAGGAAAUGGCCAUCGUUGACGGUCAUGCCGCAAGCCGGCUAGGGCCCCGCUUUCUGGUUCAGCCCCGCAGAACUUCACCCCCCUGCGCCUCCACCGUGACCGCAGCCCCUCCCGCCGUCCCCGCCACCGCCGCUGCUGCUACUGCCGCUGCGAUUGCUGCAACCAUGGUUUCGGAUCUUGGAGGCGCCCCAGGGUUCUGCCAGGACGAAACAAUGAAACAAGAGGAGCCUGUGGCACCGCACGACUCCACGCCGGAUGAGUCGGCUGCACAGUCAGUGUCCGUACGUCUCGAUGUACGACAGAACGUACUGCACCACUGCAUAUCUUCCGGGCCAUCCGCGUCGAUUUCGGAGGCGUGGCUGCCUUCAACGCCGGCAUCCGUUAGCGUCGUUAGCUCCUCAAUCACGCGCCCGGAGGCUCUCAGGCUCUCAGGCCCGGAGGCUGUGUUCCUCUCACCCGCGGAAUGA
This is a messenger RNA of Volvox carteri f. nagariensis, 1227 nucleotides long. RefSeq lists its product as uncharacterized. The transcript is spliced from 5 exons. Bases 1 to 1227 code for a protein of 408 amino acids. The record is from RefSeq and is a predicted model, not a curated record. NCBI's taxonomy places the organism in Eukaryota, Viridiplantae, Chlorophyta, Chlorophyceae, Chlamydomonadales, Volvocaceae.